Messenger RNA from Acanthoscelides obtectus, 423 nucleotides. NCBI's taxonomy places the organism in Eukaryota, Metazoa, Arthropoda, Insecta, Coleoptera, Chrysomelidae. The record is from the annotation of a GenBank genome assembly.
AUGGGAGUAUGUGUGGAGCCCACGCGACCAUGGCAAGGUGACCACGCUGGUGAAUUCAUUCUGAAUCCGACCGAACCGCGACUUCCAUCGUCGUACCGCAGACCGCGAAUCACAGGGACAGCUAGCCGGCGGUACCGCGUCGCACUUCGCGCCUACUUGUUUACGUUCCACUACUUGAAGUUCUACACGGAAUAUGUCUACGCUAUCUCGGUGACCCUGGAUCAACAAGGUAUUGGUCAGGAACUUGGUGUUAGUCAAACAACGGUAUCUCAGACUGUGGAUAGAGUUGUGAACAGCAUAGUUGCACAAUCGACCGAACGGAUCAAUAAAAAUACGGAACGGUCUGGGUAAGCUCUGGAGUACAACUGUCAGUGAUGCUGAGUGAACGAACUCCCACGUCAACUACAAGAUGGAACAAGUCAG